UGAAUCUUUUGAGCUUUCUGGGCACCCUGCUGUCUUCCUACGCUUUUCUUAUAUCAUAAAUUUCAUUGCUAUUAUUAACUUGGCUUUCUGGGAACUGCAGCGUUCAAAUCCUUUGUUGCUGAGUUUGUUUUUCUUUUGCUUUUCUGGUUGAUCUGGUCAUCUGGUUUAUGCAGAUUUCGGUCCCAAUCUUGACACACCUUCUCAGUAAAUAAAUAGCUCUAUUACUCUCGAAUUUACCUUUUAUUCAGAGGAGAAGAAGACUAAGAUAAGGGCAUGGCAGGAGGAGCAGCUCCAACACCAAAAGCAGAUGAGCCAGUCCCUCAUCCACCAAAGGAUCAGCUUCCCAAUGUUUCUUACUGCAUUACUAGUCCUCCACCAUGGCCGGAGGCCAUUCUUCUUGGGUUUCAACACUAUCUUGUGAUGCUGGGGACGACAGUUAUAAUUCCCACUAUUCUUGUUCCCCAGAUGGGAGGUGGAAAUGAGGAGAAAGCCAAAGUAGUUCAGACAUUGCUAUUUGUUGCUGGGAUCAACACCCUAUUACAGACGAUCUUUGGGACGAGAUUACCUGCUGUGAUUGGAGGGUCAUACACCUUUGUUGCCCCCACAAUUUCAAUCAUCCUUGCUGGUCGAUGGGACGACCCAGAUCCCAUAUCGAGAUUUAAAAAGAUAAUGCGGGCCACCCAAGGUGCAUUUAUUGUUGCUUCAACUCUUCAGAUUGUCCUCGGUUUUAGUGGCCUUUGGCGCAAUAUUACAAGGUUUUUGAGCCCUCUUUCAUCAGUUCCAUUGGUUGCACUUGCCGGGUUUGGGCUCUACGAACUUGGUUUCCCUGGUGUUGCUAAAUGUGUUGAAGUAGGGUUACCAGAGCUGGUGAUUUUGGUCAUUUUCUCCCAGUAUUUGGCUCAUCUUAUAAAGCCUGGACAUCAUAUUUUUGAUCGUUUUGCUGUUAUAUUUUCGGUAGCAAUUGUAUGGAUUUAUGCCCAUAUACUUACUAUUGGUGGGGCCUACAAUGGAAAACCACCAAAAACACAAACAAGCUGCCGGACUGACCGGACUGGACUUAUAUCUGCUGCCCCUUGGAUUAGAGUUCCCUACCCCUUUCAAUGGGGACCACCUUCUUUUGAUGCAGGUGAAGCAUUUGCUAUGAUGAUGGCAACUUUCGUAGCACUUGUAGAGUCUACUGGUGGUUUUAUUGCUGUUGCAAGGUUUGCUAGUGCAACCCACAUCCCACCGUCCAUUCUCAGCCGCGGUGUAGGUUGGCAGGGAAUAGGAAUUUUAUUAUCGGGGUUGUUUGGAACGGGUACUGGUUCUUCUGUCUCAAUUGAGAAUGCCGGUCUUCUAGCACUUACCCGUGUGGGCAGCCGCAGGGUCGUUCAGAUAUCUGCUGGCUUCAUGAUUUUCUUUUCUAUCCUUGGAAAAUUUGGAGCUGUCUUUGCCUCGAUUCCAGCGCCCAUUGUUGCAGCAAUAUAUUGCCUCUUCUUUGCAUACGUAGGUGCGGGAGGCCUAAGUUUGCUUCAAUUCUGCAAUCUGAAUAGUUUUCGGACAAAGUUCAUACUUGGCUUCUCGAUCUUUCUUGGAAUUUCCAUCCCUCAAUACUUCAAUGAGCACAUCGCCAUCAAGGGUUAUGGACCCGUUCACACUAGCGGAAGAUGGUUCAACGACAUCGUCAAUAUUCCAUUCAUGUCAAAAGCUUUUGUUGCUGGGAUCGUAGCUUAUUUCUUGGAUAACACGAUGGGCAAGAAGGAUAAUCAGACCAGGAAAGAUCGUGGCAAGCAUUGGUGGGACAAGUUCAGGUCUUUCAAGUCGGACACGAGAAGUGAAGAAUUCUAUUCUCUCCCUUUCAACCUCAACAAAUACUUCCCAUCAGUCUGAACAUUUUGGUUGUGGAAAUUUAUAAUUUGUCUGACCACUUGGAGGGCGGUUAACUAGAACAUUUGUUGACAUGGUUUUGUUGGUGUAAAUUUAUGCUUUAAAAUGAACUGUAUCUCCAUGUAGUUGAACUGUAUCCACCGGAGAACCACAAUUUUAGUCUCUUG
This is a messenger RNA of Cuscuta europaea, 2033 nucleotides long. The record is from the annotation of a GenBank genome assembly. NCBI's taxonomy places the organism in Eukaryota, Viridiplantae, Streptophyta, Magnoliopsida, Solanales, Convolvulaceae.